This is a messenger RNA of Ziziphus jujuba (common jujube), 2551 nucleotides long. RefSeq lists its product as uncharacterized. The coding region runs from base 1233 to 2195 and encodes 320 amino acids. NCBI's taxonomy places the organism in Eukaryota, Viridiplantae, Streptophyta, Magnoliopsida, Rosales, Rhamnaceae. The transcript has 2 exons. The record is from RefSeq and is a predicted model, not a curated record. Gene Ontology annotation, cellular component: membrane.
CUCUCUCUCUCUCUCUCUCUCUCUCUCAGUGUUUCUCUCUCUAUCUUUCUGUCUUUCUGUCUUUUUGUUUUCACUUCCACCGGUCCAUCAUCCUCUCUCUGCUGAGCGUUGGCCUUCUACAUCUUGAGGAGGAGCUUUUUCUCCUUUCCCUCUUAGAUUUUCCUUCUAAAUCUCUUGGGAUUACUUUCUCAUUUGGCCAAAAUGCAGACCAUCCGCAGUGAAUGAGAUCAUUGCGACUCUGAUUCUUCCACCCACUUUGUUUCUCAGGGCUGUUGCGAGCCAUUACUGCUUGUGAUCUUUGCCUGGGGAAUUAAUGAUGAUUUUCUUGAAGAUUCUGGGAUUCUUACGCGUUUUGUGGGUUGUGAUUCUGGGUCUUCCUGAGUUUCUCAUUCUGGGUUUUUGAGGCUGUACACUUCCGCCAUUGCAGCAGGAAAAAAAAAAAAAAAAAAAAAGCCAAGCUUUACUCUGAAGUUUUGGGGCUGCUCUCAAAAACCCCAGUACGAAUCUUUCUCAUCCGUACGGAAAUCAGGUAUUUUCGGUUGGCCUCCUCUGCUAAAAUAGUGAGAACUCCAUAUGGGUUAUUGAUUUUGGUGCUGAAUCUACGUUAUUUUGCUUCUGAUUUGUUGAAAACCCGGUGAAAAAAAAAAAAAAAAUUCGAGCUUUUGCUAUUUGACCGUGUAUUGGGAGAGUUUUCAUGGGUGCUUUAAUUUCUAUUUACCACACUUCUUGUCGAGGAGAAAUAUGGUGAAGAUUCUGGGUUUUGAAUUCCUUUGAGAAAUGAGGUGCCAAAAAGAUUCCUGUUUGUUGUUUGUGUAUGGUCUUUGAGAGGAGCUUUCUUUUUACAGGGAUUCCAAAAGGGAAAAGUUAUAACCUGAGGAAGAGCAUAAGGAAUUGCAACGGUUGAAACAUUCAAAGCUGCUUUUUAAUAUCUCGUCCCUCUCAGAUUCAGAGAGAAUAUAUUAUGUAUUUUUUUCUUUAAUCUACUAUCCGUUGUUUCCGUUUAUUAGUCGCAAAACGUGGCUCCAAGUAUGUUUUUAGGAGGCUGAGACCAGAAGAUUGGAAGCGUGCUUUGAAGAGCUUUAUUGUGAAUUUCCGUUGUUAUUUUUUGGAUCUGAGCAAUAUUUUUAUAUAUAGAUAUUGCUGUUAACUAUCUGGGCUAUAUACUCUUGGGAUUUUGCUAGCUCCGAUUUGAGUGGCAUUGUGCUGAAGUUUCAAAACCUCUAAAAGCAUCGAUGGGGCUUCUUGGUCGAAGUCUCGCGAUGCUUUUUCUUCUGAUUUGUUUCUCAUGGCUGCCUGAUCUCAAUGCACAAUCUACCAAUGGGUCUUCAAUAAGCAAUGCCCGAGCUCUAGAUGCACUUCUUCAAGAUUAUGCUUACAGGGCUUUUCGUCAUCCCAAAACUGGCAUUCCAUUCGAUGGGGCUGUUCCGUCGAAUUUGACUGGAAUUAAGGUUUCAGGCAUGAGAUUAAGGAGUGGUAGUUUAUACAGGAGAGGUGUAGAUAUGUACAAAGAGUUUAAGAUUCCCACUGGUGUCACUGAGAGUCAAUAUGUAGAGAGGCUUGUUUUAGUGUACCAAAAUUUGGGCAAUUGGUCUGAGACUUAUUACCCUUUAGUUGGUCACACUUAUGUAGCUCCAGUGCUUGGUCUUCUUGCUUAUGAUGCUUCAAACUUAUCAGCGACAAAUUUACAAGAACUGGAUAUUAGGGCCUCCUUAGCUCCCAUAUCGAUCAUAUUUCCGGAUGUAAAAGCAGCCCCUUCUGGGAUUGUGGCAAAGUGUGUUCGGUUUGACUUAAAUGGAUCAGUCAAUUACAGCGGUUUGCUACCAGGCAAUACAUGCUCAACCGUGCAACAGGGGCAUUUCUCUAUAGUGUUUGAGUCUAUUGCUCCUUCUCCACAGCCGGUCUCUCCAAGUCCUACACCAAAUGUGGCUCCUCCACCUGGUAAAAGAGAGGAGAAGAAUAAUUCAAAAAUAUGGAUAAUCAUUGGGUCUGUGGUGGGUGGAUUAGCAUUGCUUGUAUUGUCAGCAUUUUUGGUACUAUGGGUGCAGAAGUAUAAGCAGAGGAAGAAAAUGCAACGGAUGGAGAGGGCUGCAGAGGUAGGAGAAGCCUUGCAUAUGACCUCCGUUGGGAAUACCAGGGCACCUGCAGCAACGGGGACUCGAACACAACCAGUCCUUGAGAGCGAAUUAGUGCCUUGAUUCCUCACCAUUUAUACAACCUUUCCACUGCAGUCAGUCCAGCUGCCACAAUUCACAUUCAAAAAAACAAAAAAAAAAAAGAAAGUUCAAACUCCCGUAUUCAAGAAAUUCUUCAAAUCACACCUGUUUUUGGUGGUGUUUUCCAUUUCCCUUUUUUACUUUUUUUUUCCCGUUCUUUCUUAGGGCUCUUCAUUUAGUGUGGUAAUAUAGCAUUUUUGUGUACAUCUAUUAUGGCUCACAAAACCUUCCCUAUAGUUCUAUGAUUCAUUUUGUGUUGUGAACGUAGCCAAAAAGUGAUUCUAUUUGUGAUGAAUUCUAGUUGUUUCAUUGACAAGGAAUAAAAAAAGUUUAUAUCC